This is a messenger RNA of Leguminivora glycinivorella, 4178 nucleotides long. RefSeq names its product stress-activated protein kinase JNK (gene bsk). The transcript has 15 exons. Gene Ontology annotation, molecular function: JUN kinase activity; ATP binding. Gene Ontology annotation, biological process: protein phosphorylation; JNK cascade. NCBI's taxonomy places the organism in Eukaryota, Metazoa, Arthropoda, Insecta, Lepidoptera, Tortricidae. Bases 445 to 1641 code for a protein of 398 amino acids. The record is from RefSeq and is a predicted model, not a curated record. Gene Ontology annotation, cellular component: cytoplasm; nucleus.
UGUGAGCUUUUCUAUAUGAAGUAAUUUACAUACCUGUUGGAAAAUUUCGUAAGUGAAUUCUGCGCCCUUGUCUGUAGCGAUAGUACUCGGAAUACCGUAACGUAAAAUGAAAUUACUUACAAAUACCUCCGCAACUUCCUUGGCUGAUUUUGUAAUAAGCGGAGUAAAUGCCAGUUAUAUCAAGAGAAUCAGCAUACGACAUUAUAUCUGAUACAGUAAUCCUGAACAAACCCAGUUUACUGAUUUGAAAAAUCACGGUGAUCAGAAGUGGUUGUGUGUACCGAAAGUAAAUGGACAAAAUGACAACGUGUAACUUAUGACGUAAUCAUCUCUGAAGUCUUCCCCCGCCCAAGACUGAGCCUGUGAUAGCGCCGACCGACAAUAAUAGUUGCCAGUAUAUGGAUACACGUUGUAUAACUACACUUCUGUAAAUCUCGGUGGUCGAUGCCCGGUAGGACGGCGAACGGGCCCACCGUCAUGUCGGCCCCGGCGCGACACCCCCACUUCUACACCGUCGAGGUCGGCGACACUAGGUUCACCAUCCUCAAACGCUACCAGAACCUGAAACCUAUCGGCUCGGGAGCGCAGGGAAUCGUUUGCGCCGCAUACGACACAGUGACGCAGCAGAAUGUGGCGAUCAAGAAGCUGUCGCGCCCCUUCCAGAACGUGACGCACGCCAAGCGCGCCUACCGGGAGUUCAAGCUCAUGAAACUCGUUAACCAUAAAAAUAUAAUUGGCCUCCUAAAUGCCUUCACACCCCAGAAGAGCCUGGAGGAGUUCCAGGACGUGUACCUGGUGAUGGAGCUGAUGGACGCCAACCUCUGCCAGGUCAUCCAGAUGGACCUGGACCACGAGCGGAUGAGCUACCUGCUUUACCAGAUGCUGUGCGGCAUCAAGCACUUGCAUCUUGCUGGUAUCAUUCACAGGGAUCUCAAGCCCUCAAACAUCGUGGUAAAGAGCGACUGCACCCUCAAGAUCUUGGACUUCGGGCUGGCGCGCACCGCCGGCACCACGUUUAUGAUGACGCCGUACGUCGUCACGCGUUACUACCGCGCACCAGAGGUGAUCUUAGGCAUGGGGUACACGGAGAACGUGGACAUCUGGUCGGUGGGGUGCAUCAUGGGCGAGAUGAUCCGCGGCGGCGUGCUGUUCCCAGGGACGGACCACAUCGACCAGUGGAACAAGAUCAUUGAGCAACUAGGCACGCCGUCAGCAGCGUUCAUGGCGCGCCUGCAGCCGACAGUGCGGAACUACGUGGAGAACCGCCCGCGCUACGCCGGCUACUCGUUCGAGAGGCUCUUCCCGGACAUCCUGUUCCCGUCCGACAGCAACGAGCACAACCGGCUCAAGGCGUCACAAGCGCGCGACCUGCUCUCGCGCAUGCUGGUCAUCGACCCCGAGCGCCGCAUCUCCGUGGACGAGGCGCUGCUGCACCCCUACAUCAACGUGUGGUACGACGAGGGGGAGGUGAACGCGCCGGCGCCGCUGGCGUACGACCACUCGGUGGACGAGCGCGAGCACACGGUGGAGCAGUGGAAGCAGCUCAUCUACCAGGAGGUGGUGGAGUACGCCGCGCCGCCCGGACACCCGCCGCCCGGACACCCGCCGCCCGACCACGCGCAGCCCGCGCUCACCACAUAGGUUUGAACAGAAUUGACCGCCGACGUAUCCACGAGUAUAGUGCAAGGACAAUUUUCUACAGGCGAUGCGGCCCUGAUCGAUUGUCGCCCGGCGGGAAAGUCAUGUGAUCGAAUAUGACCUGUUACAUACAAUAACUAACUGCAUACAUGUAUAUAUUUAUUGUGGGAAUGUUAUAUGUGCAAUACUCGACGGAAUGAAAUCAGUGCAAAGUAAUUAAAUCGAUUUGACUCGUUCAUGCUCCCGUGUACAGAGCAUGGAUGUAUCAGAGACGUCAUCAAAGAUUAAGGCAGCGUAAAGAAUAAUAAUCUGUAGACUAGUUGAGUAAGUUUAUAACCUAUUAAGUACCCGUUUGUUUGUUUUGAACCGGUUGUCAUCUUGCUAUUCCUUGUAGUUUCUUCCUGUAAUAAUCUUAUGAUAAUACUAGCGUAGGUAAGUAUUUUAUUUUACAGACAUUGUAAAUGCUUUUUAAUGUUUAAGCUCAACAAUUUUAACAUUUGUUCCUACCCGCCCGACCCUGAUUCGAAAUUCAGCCGUUAAUUUGCAUCAAGGAGUGAGUGCCUUUCGCGGAAUGCUAAAUGAAAGUUGGUGAUUUCAGCUUAUGGACUGACUUUGAUAUGUUUGGAUAUUUUUGUAUGUGAAUACAUAAAGUAAUUGAGGACAGAUGUGAUUUCCUAAUAAUAUAAAAUCAUGCAAUAUUUUUGUCUAUGAAUUUUUUUUUUUAUUUUAUAAUACUUAACAUAUUGGACUAUGAUAAUGGAAUAUAAAUAACAAUUUAAUCUAAAAGUUGAGCUUGAUCUGUGUUGUGUUUGUUUUGUAUGAUUUUAUUUGUUUUAAAUUUGUUCAUGUUGUUUACGGAGAUUCAUCACUAUUGCAAAUUGAUUACUCUAUUUCCGAAAUUUGAAUAUUAUGUAAUUCCUUGACAGCCUUAAAUGUUGCGCCAGCCGAUGUUACUUACAAAUUGCAAUAGCGGAGUAGACGUGCGAGUUCGAUUUGUAUGAUUUGUUCUUAGCCAUAAACAGCCUCGGAUGGUUACUUGGGAUUUUGUGAUGUUCAUAGUUUUUCGUAAUUAGUCCCUAGUUAAGUUGUUGAUAAUAUUGUAUUGACUGUAUUGAAAAGUAGUUCAAUAAGUACAUUUCUACCUAAGUAGUAUUUUAUAGGUCACCUCACACGUUGCGGCCGAGGACUGAAAGAAAUACGUAAAUAAUCACGCAAGCGUUUUAAAUUAUGCCAGCUGUAUGUAUCAAGCGUUAUAAUAUAGUCAAACAUGUUUUUUUAAAUAGUUCAGUGUGGCUCAACGUGUGAGGGCGUCGUAGGGUAUUGUUUGAAACCUCACUAGGUGAUAUAAUAUGAAUUAAGGAUAAUAAAGAAUGAUGAUAGUCUUAUCGGGUGGUUUCAGCGAAUAGCACAAUUUAUUAGCUAUAGAAUAAAGCUGGGCGGUAACAGAGUCGAGACGUGACGUCAGUUUGUAUAACCAUUAAUGAUACAAAAGCAAUAAUACAUUCUAAUUACUUUCGUGUUCUUCGGGCGAUCGUGCGUCAGUUACAUUAAUUAAUUUUGGCAAUUAAAACAUAUCACGAGCGACACAAAAGAUUGUUGACUAACGACGACGUAGUGAUUGCUCCGGCUUCAUUCAGUGUUACUUUACUUUGGUUCCAUGGAAUUAUAGGUUACACAAAACUAGAAGACUGUAAAUUUAUCGCGUAUGCGACAGGAAACGUAAUUAAAGUGUUGAAUAAGGUCAAUUGUGUUACCUAUAAUAAAGCAAUUAGAGCUAAGAUAUUGUCAAUACCUUCAACCCCUCCUUGCUUAGCUCUUAUACUUUCAACACAAGAAAUCUAUUUAAAAGCAAUUCAAGGAUAUUAUUUUCAAUAUGUGGACUUCCGUUAAAGAAGGGCCCUUAUGCUUGUUAAUAUAUUGUAAUGAAGCUCGAGGACCCUUUACCAAUGGAUGCAUUACAUGAAACAUAAGUAAUUCUAUGGUGGCAUUUAUGGCAAGCCACAUAGUUGGAUAGGUUUUUGACGUUGUAAGUAAAAGAAACGCUGCAGCACUGGUUAUCUCAGAUGACGAGAUUGACGAGGUACGUAAACAAUUAAAGUAUUGACAAUAUGCAAUGCAGGUUCCCAAUUCAUGAUUAUCAUAAAGCAUAAAAUAUUUGAAGUAUUUAAUAUUAAGAAUAAACCUGUAAAUAAAUAAAUAAAUCUAUAGUCUAAAUGGAACGAAAGUGAAGAACAUCUAUUUAAAGGACAUUACGUUUGUCACUAUUAUAGUUAUAAAAAAUUCACAACUGUACGUCCAAAUUGUCCAUUUAUAUGUUAAAAUGUACCUAAUACAAAUUACAAUAAUGUAAUCAUUAGAAUGUAUUUUAGUACACUUGGUAAACAAGGUUUAAGGUAGUCGCAUGUUGAACGAGCCGCGGUGGCUUGUAGCGGUAUACAUACUUGAGUUAACACUUCGAUGACUAUCUAAAACAACUUAUUUUUACUGUACACGUAAGUUAUUUCAUAUUUUAACUGAAUAAAAUCAAAAUGGUUAUUAUA